AUUCGGUACCGGUUCGUGUUUGGAAAUCACGAGUCACAUGAUUAUUUGGCAACAAACUAGAGAAUAUGGAAUAGACAUUCAACCACAACAAACCGUCGUAUACUACUACAAACCAGAGCGAAAUUAGGGAAUCUUUUACUCAGGACUAAUAAUUUUUUCCUCCAGAAUCUCUUCUUGAAAACUACUUAAAUUUGACCGUGGAUCCGCUUGGCCCUUCUCGUAGGAAAAAAAACUGAUUUCCUUGGAAUUCCAGUGCUUCUGGUCUUCAUUCCCUAGUGUGUGUUGGUUUGUACUCCAUGUUUUACCCGUAAAGAAGAAAAUUCAGGCCUUGGUUUGAAGCGCGUCGUCCAUUGAAGAUGACAGAACAACUAGAAGCAACUGAAGGCAAUCUAAUACAGCACAUCAUCAACGACUUAAAGUCCAGUGGGCCGGUUUGGGAUGAUUUUGUAGCCAAGGCUGGCAAACUCCACUCUGCUUUGAGAGCGACGGCCUCCGCGGCAGAUACAUUCCUGGACGCUUUUCAACGUGUGGCAGAUGUAGCCAACAGCUCAAGAGGCUCAUCAAGGGACAUUGGUGCCUCCUUGACCAAGAUGGUGCUGAGACAUAAAUGUAUUGAGGGAAAACUCAAGGCAUUGAUAGGGUUACUCUAUGAUUCCUUAAUAAGUCCUUUACAAUCCAGUCUGGAUGAAUGGAAGAGAGGAGUUAAUCAAUUGGAUAGAGACCAUACUAAAGAAUACAAAAAGUGCAAGCAAGAAAUGAAGAAGAUCACAGCUGAGACUAUAAAAUGGCAGAAGAAAGUUAAAAAAGGCAAAACAGAAAAUCAGGAACGCCUGGACGCAGCUGUUAAGCAAGCCAAUAUCCAACUGGCAGCAUUUGAAGACCAGGAAAGGAAGUACUUGAGGAAGGUGUUGAUAGAGGAGCGUUCACGAUACUGUACCAUGGCAUCCUGUGUCAAGACUGUUGUGGAGCAAGAGGUAUCCAUGCUAAGUGAAAUUGAGCACCUGGAGUCUCUGUUGGCAGACAUCGUGAAACAGACCUAUAAUCCUGCUGCUCUUCCCGUGGUCGGCGAGGACCUGGUACGAAACCUACGUCUGUCAGACCAMUCCUCAGGGUCCUGGGACGAUGAACAGACGCCUCCACCAAGCCCCACGAACUCCGCAGUACGUACUCCCGCCCAUCCAACAGCGCUCCAACUAUCUACUAGUCCAGUCCACAGCAACAUCCGAGAUCCACCGACAACUCCACCUCCCCCUCCCCCCUCAGAAAAGGAUGCCUAUUAYGAUGCGUUUAGUCGUCACUAUUCUUUCUCGGCCAAACACUCAAGUAAUAAGGGAAGGGUUCAACGUCCAAAGCUUAUUCCCGCAACUCCACAGGCGUCUCCCAAGAAGCACCAUACCAGCAUGAGGUCAUCUAGUUUUAGUAUUUCCUCCAAUUCGUCGUAUUCAUCGAUGUCUUCUCUCGGUUCAUCGCUUGGGUCACCGUCGACAGAGUCACUGCCCCACCCACCGCCACCUUUACCGGCCCAGCAUGCAGCAGGAUCUGUGGAUCAUCUUCCUCCUCCACCUUUCCCUGRAGUGCCUGUUGCCCAAGAUCAAGCUGGUCAUCCUCAGAAUGAUCGUUCAUCUUGGAUGACGGCAGAUUCUGGCUGCUGUUCGUCAUCAUCAGGCGAGAGAUCUCCAUCAACAUCAAUGGGUCAGGUCUACUGCCCUACCGUUCCAGAGUACCCUCCAGAAGAGACCACCAUCUCCGGACACCAGUAUGCCACGCCCUUCGCGACGUCAUCACGAAAUCGAUGCAUGAGUGAGUCUGCCUCUUCUAACCUACAGGGGAGGGUGCAUCGUAAAAGUGAUAGCGAGGCGUCCUCGCAGAGCAGCUAUUAUUCCGGCGGAAGUGACGUCACAAGCAUCGUAUCUAGUGACUCGGGGUACUUUGGUCAAGGGCACCCACAUCCGGAAUGGCACCAGGAAAACUCGGCCCCAACCUCCACUUCACCCCCAAAACAACGAAGCGCCUUCAAUAGAAGUCAAAGUGUAUCUGGACGGCCGAGUGCGGCACAGGCAGCCCAACUAGCAGUAUUGGCUAGCCACGCAGCACGAAGCAGGAGUGCUCCCAUGCCUCCUGUAAGAAAGUCUUCAGUACCACCACCCUGUCCUGAGAGGUUUGCUUCACUGUUGAAAGAAGAACAGGCAAAUGAAGAUGCCCAGGAAGACAACGGUGAUAAGCCAAGCUUGCUUCUAAAGCAAAUCCAAAUGCAGAGACAAGCGAUCAAAUCCAAGUCGAAACCCACCACUGGAGCUGUCAAUCAAAGCUGAUCGUCUAUUAAAACUUAUUAGCUCUUGUUAAUCUUUGGAGAAGCCAUAUUGUUUGAGCUGUGUCAGAAUUUGACAUGGACGAUGCGAUACUAUGGAUAACUCAACAUCAAUAUGSUACACGUCCACAACUGAACUUUGUGAUGUUUUAAUAGCAUUGAAACUGGAUAUGAAUAGACAUGAUGGUGACACACGUGUUUUAAAAUGGAUGCCGCAUUGACUUGAAUUUGAGUCUAUUGGAUUAUCCUUUAUGAUUCGUCUUUGUGGUCCAACUUCGUUGGCGCUGCAUCGUCAUAUAAAGUGAAAAUUACGAUAUGUUGCUAUGGAAACCUGCCAUACAACAAGGAUGAAAACRAAGGGAAUCUGCCAUGUCCUUCAAUGGGGUUGCCUUAAAUGCGAACAAGUUUCCAAAAAUCAGUAUUGGAAUSUACUUGAAAGAGAGUAUUAUCGUUAAAAUGUUAUGUUAGUACCGAAAGACGUUACCAAAUAGCGAGCACGUUUCCACAAACCAUGCUUGAAAGAGAGUACUCACUUCAAAAUGGUCUGAAACAUUUYGUUUUGUCAGUAGCGAAAGACGUUGGUUUUCACUUACUGGUCAGGUGACUCAACUUCAGCAUAUAAUAUAAGUAACAAAUGGAAGAGACAGCGUCUUUGCAAGACAUGAUGAAUAAAUCUUUCAGUGAAAAAGAGUAAUCAAGACAAAGGAUGCGGAAUCGUUGCUUGAACCUUCGGUGAGGAUGAAGGUUGUUUUGAAGGAAAAAACAAGAAACCAAGAAGUCUUUGUUUAGAUGAACUAUAAUCAUAUCGACAAUAUUGUUACUUGAAUGUGCUUUUGAUCAAGACGAAAGCGCUCUUAUCCGCGUCCUUUUACUUUACGUUAGAGGUUCGGUGAAAGUGCAGUGGAUUCCAAAAUCAUCAUGGCUAGAAAAUGGCACCUUUAAAAGAAGGGAGUUUUCAUAGCUCAUCAAUACAGUGGGAGAAAGGGCAGGUGYAAUCCUUAAUAGUUUUUCGUAUAAGUUAAAUACUUUCUUCUACUUUGACACAAUGRAACUUUAAAAUUCCGGGCGUGUUACAGAAAACGGUGGUAAGCAAUGAAAACUCUCUGAUAUGUUUUGUUAAGUUUCUUGUUUUUCCCCCCUCUUGUCCAUUGAUCCAUUGCCUGACGUACAUUAUCAGAAAUUUGUAUACAAAGAAAACGAYAUUUCAUAGCUUAUUUGAGAGUAUAGCAUAAAAAAGUGGUUAAAAAAAGCAUUGACUUUGAUAGAAAAUAUUUAAAAGUUAUAGACAAAAAAGUAUCGUAUGAAAGAAAGUAUAUUAGGGUUUUUCAAUUCAGUUCUCAGGCCUCUCGUUUCUCGGCCAGAGGAAUACGAGCUCAAGUAGAGGUCUGGGUAAGAUUACAGGGUUCGUGAAGUAAUCUUGUUUUUUCUAGUAAUGCCGUUAAAGCUUAUGCCGAUUUUAAAUAAGUAAUAUAAUUCCUAGCAAUGAAAUUCAAUCUUCACCACAUUUGCAUUCUCCAUAAUGUCAGUCUUCAGCAUAAUAUUUGCGAUUUUUUUCCUGCUUACCUCCCAAACCACAAUGUACUAUGGGGAAUGUAAAGUGGUGUCUAAGAACCGUUUAUAUGAAGKUAGGGUGACUAUACUGUUAUGGCUUACUCUUGUUUUGGGGGUCUUUUAGCAAGAAAAAUAAGAUACUUGCCCCCAACAGUAUAGUCAUCUAUGCAUGCCUAGUUAAUGUCCGUAAAUUAGGCAUARUUGUUUGACUUGAAACUGUUUUUCCCGACCAAUGUUCAGUCGAGAGAAUGUAAAAUCUGGAUGACACUGGUGAAUGCCUAGCUCCACCAAGCCAAAACGGAAGGCAGGCAGAGGGCAGAAAGAGACCUCUGCUAAAUCUGCAAUAUUUAACGAUUUGCUCCUUCAUUCCCCGAACAGUUAAUGUUUUCACCAGUGUCUUUCUGAAAAGGUUUCUUUACUUUAUGUGUUCUCAUUUAUUUAUUCUCAGAACAGGUUCUUUAUUAGGUCUGUUUCUGCUUUGUUGCAAGAUUAGCUGCUUAGUAUAUUAAUGCUGAAAUUUAUGUAACUGUAAAGAGAAUGUUGAGAAAUGAGUAUAUUAAAGUGCCUAUACCACCUCACUUAAUAUUUUAAGUAUUGAUCCUACGUGAAGUGGAUAGUUGAACGGUAAAAGAUUUUCAUAUGRUUUGAGUGAUGAAUCUUGAAGAUAUCAAGGUUUAUACAUCCAAUAUGUUAAUGAGUGUGAUGUCAUUAUAGGAAUUUGAGUUUGCUUCUCAUCGCUUUUAAAUUGCAACACUGAUAACUGAGAAAAAAAAAAUUGCUAGUAGUUUUCUAUAAACCAUGAGUCUGCCCCAGAAAAGUUUGUAUAUUUAAUCUUGCCUAGAAUGACAUCACACUUAUUUGCAUGUUGGAAAUAUAAACUUUGAUAUCUUUUUUUGAUAUUUUUUACCAUUCAAAUACUCACUUUAUGUAGAAUCAAUACUGAAAAUAUUGAGUUAGGUGGUGUAGGCACUUUAAUGAAAAGAGAAUUAGAAAUAAAUGGAAAUUUCGAAUUGA
This is a messenger RNA of Actinia tenebrosa (Australian red waratah sea anemone), 4873 nucleotides long. RefSeq lists its product as uncharacterized. Gene Ontology annotation, cellular component: actin cytoskeleton; cytoplasmic side of plasma membrane. The record is from RefSeq and is a predicted model, not a curated record. NCBI's taxonomy places the organism in Eukaryota, Metazoa, Cnidaria, Anthozoa, Actiniaria, Actiniidae. Gene Ontology annotation, molecular function: phospholipid binding; actin binding. Gene Ontology annotation, biological process: plasma membrane organization; cell projection assembly.